AGUCCUUUGGUAUGAGCAUGUCCGUGUUGUGAAUGUCGAAUGAGACGCUACGAGUUAGAUUGUAUUUUGUGGUCCUUGAAAGAAAACAUUACAACACAACUGCAGUCGAACUGAUUCCUCAAAAGCUACGUGGACUGACAAUGGCGAUCCGGACACAGAUAAUAGUGGAACUAGUUGUCGUUAUCCUCAUAGGAGUACUAACAUGCGCUUAUGCUCAAGGAGGCGAUCCCCAAGACACAGCCGCCUUCCCGAUCAGCGGGUUCAGAUACGACUGCAAUGACUGGCCCACAGAUCUCUACGCCGACAACAGAAACUGUAGCAUAUUUCACCAUUGCCAGGACGACCGUCACGUGCGUUCAUACCACUGCCCCAAACUGACGCCGUAUUUUGACCGGUUUAGGAAGAGAUGCACAAUCUGGGCCAACGUGCCGUCCCAGUGCAAAUCCUCGGGGAAGAGAAUAACGUGGACACCGAGAGAUUGGAAAUGCCCGGAUGCAGCGUUCAGUUCCAACCCUCACCCUGACUGCACUCGUCUGUUCCUUUGUUUUGGCGGGAAAUACUCACUGACAGUCUGCCCAAGCGGGUUCCAUUACAGCGAAAAGGAUCUCCGCUGUGCGCCUUACAGAAACUCUACGAAGGAAUGCACGCCUUGGGGAGCGAGAGUGACAUGGCCCGGUUACACGACCACAACCACUACGACCAGGGCACCUUACACAUUUGUGUUCAGAACUACGACCACUACGACCACCACAACCACAACCACUCCAAUCCCAACUACCACAACCACCACGCCGCUCUUCCUCUGUCCAGACGGCAAGACUGGAUUCCAUCAUCAUCCUAUAAGAUGCGACUCCUUUUUCAUCUGUACUAACUGGGAAUUCACUGAGCGCAGUUGUCCUGACAGCCAACAAUGGUUCAGUAAGGUUCGAGGCACCUGUGUCAAUAAGUUCAACCUGCGAGAUGAGUGUGACAGCAGGACGGGAAUCCGCUGGGAAGCUAAGACAACUACCACCACCACCACUACCACGCCUGCACCCACAACGCCACCUGUCUAUGAUUGCAAGGGCCAAGAAGGUAUUUUCCCAGACCCAGCAGGCUGCAGUGCUGUCUACUACCAGUGUAUAUACGCCGGAUCUCAGGUUUUGGAAAAACGCUGCAUGGGAAACCUCGUGUACAACCCCGACGGCGAAUGGGGAGGCCAUUGUGACGAGAGAAAUAACACUGCAUCCUGCGAAGUGGCAACAAAACCACCUCCAUCCACUACGCCCCUCACAACCACAUCAUCGACAACCACAACCACGCGGGCAACCACCACCACAACAACAACUACAACCACCCCUCGCCCACCCCCACCCACCACCACGGGGCCCCAGUUUGACCCUGCCAAAUACCCAUCCCCCGUCGACUGCACCACCGUCGCAAAGAGCGGAUGGUACAAAGAUCCCAGAGACUGCAGAGUGUACCACCAGUGCCUCAACAAGAAAUACACGUUCGGUAUUUGUAACAACGGGGGCUUCUUCAACGCUAUGGGGCAAUUCUGCGACUCCCCCGGCAAUGUCAUUGACGACUGUUUUCCCGACGGACGCAGGAGACUUGGCUGUCCUGAACCGGACAAGUUCUUCGUGCCUCACCCCUUUGAGUGUGCCCGAUGGUACUCGUGUCAAAAGGGGAAGGCUUCAAGGAGGCUUUACUCAUGUCCCCCGAAAACUUUUGCCACGGAGGGUGGGUGUCGACCGGCGGCCCAGGUCACCGACUGUGACGCCGAGGGAAAUAGAUAUGCCUCACCAAUUCCAACAACUACCACACCCAAACCAACACCCGUCGGCCAAUUGGUCACUGACAGCACAGGGAAAUUCACCUGUCCAUCUAAUGGCCUGUUUAGAAACGGCGAAGACUGCAGGAAGUUCUGGGAAUGCGCCAGCGGGUUUGCCACCAUCAAAGAGUGUUUUUAUGACGGGUACACUUUCCACCCCGAGGUGAAGCAGUGUGUGCAUAACUCUGGAAACCCCUACUGUGAGGGAGUGAAACCCAUUACCCCGACGUGUAAGUAUUGAA
This is a messenger RNA of Lingula anatina, 2055 nucleotides long. RefSeq lists its product as uncharacterized. Gene Ontology annotation, cellular component: extracellular region. Lineage: Eukaryota; Metazoa; Brachiopoda; Lingulata; Lingulida; Lingulidae. The record is from RefSeq and is a predicted model, not a curated record. Gene Ontology annotation, molecular function: chitin binding.